AUGCUCGCUCUUCAGUCGGCUCCCCUCCACUUGCGUGACCAAGAGAAGCAAGAGCGGCGGUUUGAUCAGCCGCUCCUGUUCACGAGUUUCCUGAAAGCCUCAAACCCGUCGACCUCUUCCUCCGCUCGCCACCACCACCACCACCACCACCCUCGGCAUCACUCCUACCACCACCCUACACCCCCCUCCGUUUCUGCUGUCGCCGCUGCCGCCGUCGCCGCUGCCGCUGCCUGCGCGGUCCCUUCCCUGAUGCCACACUCCCACCACCAACAACAACCACAGAGUCAUCACUUGGUCAAACACCAGACACUCUUCUACCGCGAAUGCGAUCUGAAGCAGGAUCUUUCUAUUGCCAACGCCAAGGCCCACCACCACCAUCCUUACCAUAUCAACUACAACAGCAACACCACCUCGACAGGCAGUAAUGGCAUCCAUAAGAAUGUUGCUGCCAGCAACCACCUCGCCCCUCUCUCGGGAACCACAUGGGCUCCCCGGAUCCAGAAUGACGACAAUGCCGCCUCUGCCUCUGCCUCUGCUGCCCUGACUCCCAUUCACAAGAUCGAGGCACGCAUCGCCCAGAUGACGAUUGAGGACUGUGCCAAGGAAAAGAUCGUCCUUCUGCUUACAGUCAACUAA
Messenger RNA from Linnemannia hyalina, 636 nucleotides. The record is from the annotation of a GenBank genome assembly. Lineage: Eukaryota; Fungi; Mortierellomycota; Mortierellomycetes; Mortierellales; Mortierellaceae.